UGCAGGAUAAUAACAUUUUUUAAAGCUGAGGGAUGCCUAAUUCCUGCAGUGUCUGUCCAGCGGGCGGUUGUAUGUGCGGCUGCUGUUCAAGCUUGGGAGCUUACAGCUUUCUGUUUCUCUCCCCCUGCUGGUGAUGUCAGCCUUCACCUAACAACCUUCAGCCUGCAGUACACCCCUCCCGUUGUGGCCUGCGUCUGCAUCCACUUGGCCUGUAAGUGGUCCAACUGGGAGAUCCCAGUCUCCACGGACGGGAAGCACUGGUGGGAGUACGUUGAUGCCACUGUAACUCUGGAACUCUUGGAUGAAUUAACUCAUGAAUUCCUUCAAAUCCUUGAAAAAACUCCUAAUCGACUGAAACGAAUCAGGAAUUGGCGGGCCUGUCAAGCAGCCAGGAAAUCGAAGACAGAUGACCAAAGUGAGGAUGAUGGCCUCUCAGAACUGACAAUCCUCAGCAUGAUCUCUAGAAGUGCAUCAGACACGACUAUUGCAGGCCUGAUGAGCAUGUCAACGUCUUCAACCACUGGAGCCACUUCACUUCCAGCUACAGGAGAAGACUCUCCAGGGGAACGAGGUAGUGCAGAUAUUUUAUCAGACAGCUGGAUGGAUCAGCAUAAACAAGACAUUUCUAUCAAUCCUGAUCAUCUACAUCAUGAUAGCAGUAGUGGCGGCCCUUUUGCUAAGCAAAACAUCAAGAGUGCACCACUAGCAAAAGUAUCAUUAAAGGAAUAUCGUGCAAAACAUGCUGAGGAAUUGGCUGCACAGAAACGCCAGCUAGAGAACAUGGAGGCAAAUGUGCGUUCUCAAUAUGCUUAUGCUGCCCAGAACUUGCUUGAACAACAGCAACGUGAACGGGAUGUGCAGCAGGAGGAGAACUCUCCAAUUGUCCUGAAAAUCCCUCUAGGCAACAAUUCUGAUGGUUCUGAACGGCCUCCUCCUGAAAAAGCUGAUAAACCCUCAUCUGCACUUAAAGUACGGUUGCCUGCCCCAGGAGACAAGCCUAUUGCAUCUUCCAAACAAGAUGACAUAAAAGUGCGCAUUAAGGUACCACCUCCCACGGAACGACACAGCCUGCCUGAUGAAAACAGUGGCAAGAGCAGGGGGGAGCACAAAGAAAAGCAUAAGAUCCAUUCGUCUAACCACCAUCACCAUCAUAACCAUCAUUCUCACAAACAUUUACAUGGGCAACCUGUUGUCAACACCAAACGUCCAGGGGAAUCCAAGCAUGUUAACCCAACUGGCAUUGUGUCACACAAGGGUUAUGUCCCAAAUUGUUCCUCCCGUAAGAGACCACUUUCUGAGGAGACCUCAGUUACAGUCCAUGAACAUCAGCCCAAAAUCAGUAAAAGUUCCAAGGGGCCUACUGUGCCAUUCUCAUUCCCUCAGCAUUCUGGCCACAGCUUGGAAGCAGCUGGUCUACCUUUCGUGCAGGCUAACAAAGCCAGAGGGGCUCAUGGAAAAUUGGACAAGAGCACUGCUGGGGCCAAUGGACAUAACAUGAACCAAUCCAUUGACUAUCAGGAUACAGUGAACAUGCUGCACUCCCUGCUCAGUGCACAAGGAAUGAAACCCACCCAGUCAUCCAAUUAUGACUUUGUGCAUCAUUAUGGCGAAUACUUGAACCCCAGGGCUGCUGCAAGUGUUGAUAAGCCACGACCACCCCCGCUCCCAUCAGAACCUCCCCCACCUUUACCACCACUCCCAAAGUGAUAGUUUUAACUACUGAGGUUCUAUAAAAAAAUAAUUGCUCAUAGUAAUCUCCACUGCCUUGUGUGAAUGCCCUGUCCCCUUUUUAAAAGAAAACAUUUUUUUAUUAUUGAUAGAACAUAGUGUUCUUGAAACUGUGAAAAGAUACGCUCUUCUUUCUCCGUGUGCAUCCCCCACCCAUCCACCCCCUUUCAGUUCUUCUGGAUGGUGAUUUUUUUCCUAUAAGACCAGCUGUCAACUUCAGAGGUGAGGGUGGGCGUGAACGUUAUCAACCCGAUAGGAAAUGGCGGACUAUUUAAAUUGACAGUCUUUUCUCCUUUUCUUUUUUUAAAAAAAGGACUUUUAAAAAUAAUUUAAAAUAAGUUAUAUGUUUAGUGUUGAUUUUAUUUUUCUAAUAUGGAUAAAGGAAGGAGUUAUAGGAGAAAGGGAAACGGAGAAGGGCACACGAGUUCUGUCUACUUGCAGUUGUUAAUGUGUGUUGUCCCAGUGGAAGUUGCCUCCGCCUGAACAAGGCAGCGAAGGUUGGGAAGGAAGAAUAGGGAGAAAGGUGUGAGAGACAUAUGUACUGAAUAUAAGUAAAGUAGAAAAUGGAAGUGGUGAAGCAGAGUUUUUCCAGUUUCUCCUUACUUAGAUCUAUGAUUCUUCAUCAGUAAUUAAAUGGAGACAGAUGCAAACCUCAAGUUCCAAAGAAUGGUGAAAUCAGAAGUGUUAGUUGCUAACUUUUUUAGUCCUUCCUGCUGAUCAAGGAUAAUUUAGGAAUGAGGUUUUAUAAGUUCACUUUCUUCUUGACCACAUUGCUUCUUUAGGGGUGCCGUUACUAUGUUUACCAUUUCAGUCUUUGUCUCAGUCUUUUUCUCACUGGAAGACAAAUGGCUAACAUGACUUAACUGUUAAAAAAUCUCAUGGGACUGUAUUUCAGUGGUGGGCAGCACUGCAUGCUAGUGCAUGAACUCUUGAGAGUGCCUUCAAAAAAAUGCUGCAUUUAGUAUAGUUUGGGAAAAUGUGUGUUUCAGCAGAGGAGGAAGAACUAGAAGAGGCCGACAGCCUAGGGACAUUAGAGCAGUAAUCGUGAUUCCGGGAUGCUUUAUAUUAUACCUUAAAUAUAUUAUGGAGUAUGAGAUUUUCACAUUUUGUCCAAAAAAGAUAUAAGGAUGACCACAAAUGAAUCAGGCAAAUUUGGUGAACAGAGCAAAGACCGAGCCUGUGGCCUUCCAAAUGUUAAGUUAUACUUCCCAGUAUCCUUUACAGUUUUUCAUGAUAGUAUGGGCUUCUGGAAAGUACAGCUUGCCAGUAUCUAGAAGGUCUAAUAUUUCUGUCUCUAAGAGAGAAGAAAAUUGAAUAAAAGUGGGAUGAAGACCUGUGAAUAUAAAGAUGUAGAUACAAUACAAAAAUAGCCAGUUUGAAGGUGCCCUGAAUUGGUUUGAAUGUUGAUGUAACAUUCUGAACUUGUAGCAUACUACUUCUGGUAUGCUAAAAUUGGGGCUAGCAUUUAAACAUGGACAUAUAUUAUGUUUCUGUAGAUCACAUAAGAAUAUUUUAAUUCUAUGAAUUUGGCCUUGGUUUGUAAGCCAGCAUUUGGACAAAGUAUUUGGAGUAAGUGGUCUUCAAUCUCAACUUUAUUUUGUCUUUUAAUAUAGUCCCCUUGUUCCACAAGUCAUUUCAAGGUAUUCCUACUGUUGUGAAGUAAAUUCCAAAUUGAAAUAUGAGGGACUGUGUGGCCUAAAAAGGGUUUUACCCAAAAUGGAUGACUCUAGUAUACAUCAAUAGAGGCCCAAUCCAGUAUGUUCAGUAGUGACUAUUAACUGUGGCCUCUGUAAUGUCAUGUGAGUGAAAGUUAAUUGCUGCUGGUUUCAGAUGAUGCAUCAUGUUUAAAUAAGACACUCAUCUGCUUGUUUUUGCAGAAGUAUUUUCUCUGAAUUUGGAAUAAUUGUUUCCCCACCACCUUUGGAUUUCUGAACCAAUAGUGUCUCAGCUAUUGAUGCAAACUUUGGCCUAGUUUUGUGUAAUGUUUCAGAAACUUUCUAAUUCCUGGCUCACUUUAUUACUAUUCCACGUUUCAAUAAAUGUACUGUCUCCGCAUUUAAUUUGUUCCUUGUGAAAUUUCUUGCUAAUAUUUGAAUUUAUCAGGAAAAGUAUACAAAAGUAUUUUGGACAGUAACAGCAGCAUUCUGAAUCUUUAAAUCUCCCUUGUUUAUUUCCUAGUUCUUUAUUUACACUGAGAUGUAAAAGCAAGCAAUAGCAAUUACAUUUUAAAAACAAACCACAAUGGAUUUGAACAAAAGAUAGCAAAUAAGGAAGUAGGAAAGGAAAAAUAACUUUGUGGCAUGAUUAAAAAAAAACAUAAGAUCACAUUUCAUUGACUCAGAUGUUCAUAUUUUCAGAUUUUGGAUCAUAAUUUGUCAGUUGAAAACUGCAGGUUACUAUCUUGCUGUUACAAUAGUAAUCCUUCAUUUACUAUGCUUACUAAAAGGUCCUAGAUGACCCAUGGAAAUGAAUGUGACAGUUACAUAAGAGUAAUUAAUGUAUGCUGAAUUGUCUAAAUCAUCUCUUGGUCCUUCUGUUUAAAAAGAAGUUAUUGUUUUGAUCAGCUGACAUUUUCUAGGCUUGCUUGAAACAUCAUGUUCAGUAAUCCAUGUUUUGUAUAUUGUACAGAUAUGCACCUGCAUGUAUCAAUUUACAGUAUUUAUAGUUAUUAAUACAGUAUGCAAAGUUAUAAUGGACUUGUAAAACCAUACUUAUCUGUAUGCUGAAAGAAAAGGUCAGGGGGAGCUUUUUCAGUCACACAAAUAAUAUGAAGAAACAGAUUUUGAGGAGAACUUCUUUCUGCAUUUGCGGUUGAGCAACUGUUAAGAUUGAGUCUGUUUAAUUCUAAAAUAAAAUGCGGAGUCCAUGUAAUUCAUACUGGACUGCAAGGAAAGUC
Thamnophis sirtalis is the source of this 4624-nucleotide messenger RNA. NCBI's taxonomy places the organism in Eukaryota, Metazoa, Chordata, Lepidosauria, Squamata, Natricidae. The record is from RefSeq and is a predicted model, not a curated record.